AUGCGAGCACCAGAAGAGACCUUCACCCUCAUCUCCUCUGACCUGCGGCGCUUCAAGGUUCCCGCUGCUCUACUCUGGACUGCAAGGGGACCAUUGUUGGUCCAAUUUACCGACCCUCUUAUCGAGAACAGUGACGUCCUUCGAGCAUUCCUGGACCUCCUGAUGGGCACUCCGGAGCUCGAUGCCACCUUCUCCACCGAGACGCUCCUCCGACUCGCCCGCUUCCUGGAGAAAUGGGACUGCCCCGACGUCAUGAUCAAGCUCGGAGCUGGCGUAGAGCGCGCCUUCGCCAGCUCAGCCAUGACGCCCGAGAGUGCGUGUGCGAUCGCCGCCGCCCUCGGCGACCUCUCGCUCUGUGAGGACAUAGUAAAGCUGGCGGGGAAGAUGCGCAUUCUCCCAUGGCGCAGCGGAUACCUGCCCGCGAGCUGGGAACGAUUCAUCGAUCCAGCGUACCACGACGCGCUGCUUUGGCGAAGGGACGAGUACAGGACGAGCACGGUGCACCGCCCCCCGCCUCCUUAUGACGUCCGGAUGCUCGCGUUCCAGGAUCUCGGCCGCUCACUUAGGCUCCGCCGACAGCCGACUCUACAGGAGCUUGCGCAGUGCUUCCGAUACAGGGUAGAACGAGCUUUAGCCAGGCAGACUAGCGCGCGACGACUUCUACAUUGGUUACAGGACACGGCCGCCAUAGAGCUGGACGAGCCGGAAGUGCCCCGGCUCGAUGCAUAG
Molecule: messenger RNA, 729 nt
Organism: Trichosporon asahii var. asahii CBS 2479
Lineage: Eukaryota; Fungi; Basidiomycota; Tremellomycetes; Trichosporonales; Trichosporonaceae
Exons: 2
Coding region: 1-729 (242 amino acids)
Source: RefSeq, a predicted model, not a curated record